Molecule: messenger RNA, 1427 nt
Organism: Sciurus carolinensis (gray squirrel)
Lineage: Eukaryota; Metazoa; Chordata; Mammalia; Rodentia; Sciuridae
Gene: Dnase2
Product: deoxyribonuclease 2, lysosomal
Exons: 6
Coding region: 170-1228 (352 amino acids)
Biological process (GO): apoptotic DNA fragmentation
Molecular function (GO): deoxyribonuclease II activity
Source: RefSeq, a predicted model, not a curated record
CCCCGCCCUAGAGGGGACCCGAAGCUGCCUAUCCAAAUCACUGCGUCUGGUCUCAGAGGCGGAGUCCCCACCCUCGUGAUAUUUUCGCCCGAGUUUGGGGAAGUAAGGGCCACAAGGAGCUUGUGACCCGGCUCCCCACAGUCAACGCAGAUUCCUUAAUUCCAGUCACAUGGCAGCGCUGAGUCGGCUGCUGCUGGCCGCUCUGCUGUGGGUCCCUGCUGGAACCCUGAGCUGCUAUGGGGACUCGGGACAGCCGGUGGACUGGUUCGUAAUCUACAAGCUACCAGCCCAGAACCAGCCCGGGGAUGCGGUGUGGAGGGGAACGCGGUACAAAUACAUGGACGGGAGCUCAGGGGGUUGGCGCGACGGCGCGGGGUCCAUCAACAGCUCCACAGGGGCCCUGGGCCGCAGCCUGCUGCCACUAUAUCGUAGCAACACUAGCCAGUUGGCCUUCGUACUCUACAAUGACCAGCCGCCUAUAUCCAGCAGGGUUCAGGACUCUUCCAGCCGUGGACAUACGAAGGGCGUCCUGCUCCUGGACCAAGAAGGGGGCUUUUGGCUGGUCCACAGUGUGCCACGCUUCCCUCCACCUGCCUCCUCUGGUGCAUACAGCUGGCCUCAUAAUGCCCAAGCCUACGGGCAGACCCUACUCUGUGUGUCUUUUCCCCUCACCCAGUUCUUAAGCAUUGGCAGGCAACUGACCUACACCUACCCUCUGGUCUAUGACCACAAGCUGGAUGGUGUCUUUGCCCAGAAAUUCCCCAUUCUGGAGGAAGUGGUCAAAGGCCACCAUAUUCUCCACGAACCCUGGAACAGCAGUGUAACCCUCACGACCCAGGCAGGGACUUCUUUCCAGAGCUUUGCCAAAUCUGGAAAAUUCGGAGAUGACUUAUAUUCAGGCUGGUUGGCAGCAGCCCUUGGCAGCAACCUUCAGGUCCAAUUCUGGCAAAACUCUAGAGGCAUCCUGCCCUCCAACUGCUCAGGGACCCAGCAGGUUCUGGAUGUGACCCAGACAAGCUUCCCGGGACCAAGUGGACCAAGCUUCAGUGCCACAGAGGACCACUCCAAAUGGUGUGUGGCCCCAGAAGGGCCCUGGGCCUGUGUGGGUGACAUGAAUAGGAACCUCCGAGAAGAAUAUCGGGGUGGGGGCACACUGUGUGCCCAGAUACCUGCCUUCUGGAAGGCCUUCCAGCCUCUGGUAAAAGCUUGGGAACCCUGUAGGGAAUAGAGCUGGGUCAGGAAAUCCUGCAGAACAAAGAACUAAGGCUGGGGAACCAGUUUGGACUUGAGUUUGAAUCCCAGUUUAGCCCCUACCUAAUUGUGUGGCCUAAAUUAUGUGCCUUAACUUGUGACUUCAUCUACAAAUCUGCAAAAUGGUAAUUGUAAUGCAUGCCACUCAGAAUUGUUGAAUAAAAGGAAAUCUUUGG